AUGCCCCGAUCCUACUGGGACUACGACUCGGUCAACAUCUCCUGGGGCGUACUCGAGAACUACGAGGUUGUCCGUAAAAUUGGCCGCGGAAAGUACUCGGAAGUCUUUGAGGGCAUCAACGUCGUCAACUACCAGAAAUGCGUGAUCAAAGUCCUCAAACCUGUUAAGAAGAAGAAGAUAAAGCGUGAGAUCAAGAUCCUUCAGAAUCUGUCGGGUGGCCCCAACAUCGUCUCGCUGCUGGACGUGGUGCGCGACAACCAGGUUAGUGACGGCUCCGACUGGAUCGGCGACUGGAGCAAAACCCCUUCGUUGAUAUUCGAAUAUGUCAACAACACCGACUUCCGGAGUCUGUACCCCAAGUUCCAGGACUAUGACGUACGAUACUACAUUUUCGAACUGCUCAAGGCGCUCGACUACUGCCACAGCAAAGGCAUCAUGCACCGUGAUGUCAAGCCUCAUAACGUUAUGAUCGAUCAUGAGAAGCGGAAGUUGCGCCUAAUCGACUGGGGUCUAGCGGAAUUCUACCAUGCAGGAACCGAAUACAACGUCCGCGUUGCGUCACGUUACUUCAAGGGUCCUGAGCUACUGGUCGAUUUCCAAGAGUACGACUACUCGCUCGACAUGUGGUCGCUGGGUGCCAUGUUCGCCUCGAUGAUCUUUAGGCGAGAACCCUUCUUCCACGGCAACAGCAACUCGGACCAGCUUGUCAAGAUCGCCAAGGUCCUCGGAACCGAAGACCUGUUCGAUUAUCUCGACAAGUACGAUAUUGAACUCGAUGCCCAGUACGACGACAUACUUAGUCGGUAUCCCAAGAAGCCGUGGCACUCGUUCAUCAAUGCCGAGAACCAGCGCUUUGUCAGCAACGAUGCAAUUGACUUUCUGGACAAGCUACUACGAUACGACCACCAGGACCGACUGACCGCCCAAGAGGCUAUGCAACAUCCUUACUUUGCUCCCGUCCGACAGGCUGCGCAGCAAAACAGCACCGCGGCAUGA
Alternaria atra is the source of this 996-nucleotide messenger RNA. RefSeq lists its product as uncharacterized. Lineage: Eukaryota; Fungi; Ascomycota; Dothideomycetes; Pleosporales; Pleosporaceae. The record is from RefSeq and is a predicted model, not a curated record. Gene Ontology annotation, cellular component: nucleus; protein kinase CK2 complex; cytosol. The transcript is spliced from 4 exons. Gene Ontology annotation, biological process: regulation of transcription by RNA polymerase I; DNA damage response; regulation of transcription by RNA polymerase III. Bases 1 to 996 code for a protein of 331 amino acids. Gene Ontology annotation, molecular function: ATP binding; protein serine/threonine kinase activity.